Aspergillus novofumigatus IBT 16806 is the source of this 549-nucleotide messenger RNA. RefSeq lists its product as uncharacterized. The transcript has 3 exons. The record is from RefSeq and is a predicted model, not a curated record. The annotation marks the transcript as partial. NCBI's taxonomy places the organism in Eukaryota, Fungi, Ascomycota, Eurotiomycetes, Eurotiales, Aspergillaceae.
AAAGUCCAAACAAAAGAAUCCCAGACCCCGCCCGUCCCGCCUGAGGAUGGUUCCGACGGAUGCAGCUGCGGCUGCGAAUGCCACGCUCCCCCAUCAACAGGGAUGCCAAUCCACAUCCUCUCCGACAUCUGUCAUCGCAAAGGAUGGGAUGAACCGGAGUACUCGAUGACACAAACUGCUAAUGGCUACCUAGCCACAGUAUCCAUGCGAAGCACACUAUCCAGCGGCGAAAGCAUCGUCCUCCCCUUCAAGGCACGGGAUAGUCUCCGCGCUGCGUUCACUAAUGCAGAGGAGGAGAUUGCGAAGAACAAUAUAGCGGUGUAUGUCCUCUUCUGUAUAGGUGAGCAUAGCUCGGAUUUGCCGCGGGGAUGGCGGGGGUUGUGGAAGAGGGAGUUUGAGAGGAUCCAGACGGCUGAUGUUAAGGAGGGGAGGGCAGCAUCGGCUCCUAGGUGAUUAGAUUAGGGAGUACCGAGUACGACUUUACAUAUCAUUGGACUAGUGAUUUGACUGACAUGCAUUAUAUCUUUCAAAGAAUUAUUUACAUUCCCU